Culex pipiens pallens (northern house mosquito) is the source of this 1915-nucleotide messenger RNA. Its product is annotated as transmembrane protein 205. Bases 190 to 1191 code for a protein of 333 amino acids. NCBI's taxonomy places the organism in Eukaryota, Metazoa, Arthropoda, Insecta, Diptera, Culicidae. The transcript is spliced from 2 exons. The record is from RefSeq and is a predicted model, not a curated record.
CCAUCAUUCAAGUCGUGCGCGCGCGCUGAACAACAAGAGAGAAAGCUGAACCAAACAGAACUUUGCGGGUUCCACGAAGAGAUCGUCCCCAGUCGAACGAACGAAACGAAAGUGCGAGGUCGAGUCAAGUCAGCGGGACUUGACAGUGAAUAGUGAGAUUAGACGCGCGUGAAGAAGAAGCUUAGAACUAUGUGUCUCCACAAGAUGAUGCUGGAACACAGUGCGGCCAGCCGGAUAGGCACCAGCCAUCAGCUGUUUAGUGAGCGUUUGGUCGCUGAUGAGAAGCUGGUCAUGGAGCAGAAGUCGUGCUGCGUGGCAGAAACGACGUCGGCGACGGAGGAGAAGCAAGCCGUGAAAGAAGUUGUUGAGGCAGAGGAGCAGGUCUACCAGGAUGCCCUCGUGGGGGCAACCCAGGCCACCCGGAAGCUGGUGGAAAGCUGCAAGCAGUUGACGAGUCAGUUCCGGCGCAGUACUGCGUACAAAAUCCUCACCCGCACCACGCAACCGUCGCAUGCCAUCACCCUGGUGUUUGUCUCCUUCAUCCUGCUGGUACUCUGGCCGAACAUAGUAGGCCAACCUUCAACCAAUGCAUCGCCGGCGAAACCCGUCGCCCAGCGACCCAGCGUCUUCGUAUCGCUCGCCUACUUUGGUUCCUUCGCGAUGCACUUCGGCGCCCAGAUGUGGAUGACCUUCGUGUCGGGCCUAGCCCUGUACUUUAACCUGCCCCGGCACACCUUCGGCCGCGUCCAGGAGAUCCUCUUCCCCAAGUACUUCUCCAUGGGCGCCGGCCUGUCCGCCGUCACCCUCAUCACCUUCAUCAAGCUGCAGCAAACGGCGCACCCGGAACUCACCAGCGCCUCCUUCCACAGCUGGGACCCCCUCCUGCUCCUCCAGCUCGUCUCCCUGGCCCUGUGCGCCGCCCUCGAGCUCAUCGUAUGGCUAUACCUAGCCCCACCCAUGCUACGCCUCAUGCACCAAAAGUACCACUUCGAAGCCAGCGAAACCGUCGGCCAGGAGGUCGGCCAUUUUGCCGGAGCGGAAAACGCCCAGCUCCAGCGCUCCCUGCACUUCAAGUCCGUGCACAAGCGCUUCCGGCAGAUCCACAUGACGACGGCGAUGGCCAACAUGGUCGCGCUGGCCUGCACCUUCGUUCACCUGCACUUUCUCGCGUCACGCGUCGAGAUGUUGUAAGGGCCGCCAUUUUGUGGUGUAGACUGAUCAGAGUAGGCGAAGCCAAAGUAUUACAAUUCCAGCUGUUUUGUUUUCGAGCAGUAUUAUGCGACUGUGCGCACGGAGGGAAACGCUUGUGCAGAGAGAGAAUCUAGUCGUGUUGAAAAGAAGAGUUCCGCCAGGGAAAGGUUAGUUUUUGAGGUGUUGAGGUUAGGAAGACUGAGUGUGGGAAAAUGCACUAUAAAUCUACUUCAGAUCCCGGAUUAUUUUUGUCAAUUGAGGGGUAAGGUCGAGAGGCGAGCAGAGCGCGAAUUUUGACGAUUAUGAGUGUGUUAAGUGACCGUUUUGAGAUGUGUAGUCUAAUGUUAGCCUAUUUAUCGCAAUUUUCGAAAGUUCUGUGUUAAACGCAAUAAACAAAAAAUCAACGAAAACAGGGAGACGAGAAUAAAAGAUCUGAAGUAGUGUUCCUAGCAAAUACGUUUUUAUUAGAGUGUUAGUCAUUAGUUAGUGCAAAAAUUUCAGUCGCGCGUUGUUUUAACUACUAGUUUGUAUAGCCCAAAAUGCCAUUUAUGUAACCGCGCUGAUUAUUUAUUUUAAUCCAAUCUUGUUAGUAGAAAAACAAAAAUUAAACAGCUUAUGUAAUAGCUAAAAGCACGAAUUUAUAUGAAAAAAGACGGGGACCACCCUAAUAGUACUAAUAAAAUAUAACCGAAGCAAAUAAGCGAAACAAAUGCUUAAAAUCAGA